AUGGCGUCUCGCAGGCCGGACGAUAAAAUCUCUCGAGUCGGAAACGUCACUAUUCUCAGUUGGAAUCCAAGCCCAGAAGAAGUCGAUCUCCUCACUCCCGCCGAAGGUCCCUCUGCAACCACAAACCCUGCUUUCGGCCCUCCUGAUCCCACGAAUUUUCCUCGGCCGCUACCAUCACUGCCUUCGAGUUCCAACGAUCUCAUACAAGAGGUUCCCCAGGAAGCUCCCAUCCCUGUUCCAUCGAGGGUAUUCUCUCCUCCACUUCCACGAUCAACCAUUGUAGGGCCAGAAUCACAGCCACCAACACCCCCUCCCCAGUCAUCCGUUCAGUUUGCCCAGCAACAAGCGGCCAACUCACGGCCACCCGUUAUAGGCGCGCAAUGCGAUUUAUACAUUCAAUGUGUUUCUCUAUGCCUCUUGAUUUCAUCCAUCCUUUACGUCGCCCUCGGCGGCGUCGGUGUCCUCUUGGGAUCCUUGCCCCGGAAUCAAGGAUCGGCUAAAACCUGUUUCGUUAUCGCCCUCAUCGCCUGCUUUGCAUCGGUCUUCCUCAGCGCGUCAACUCUCAUUCUCGCCAUUCGAAGCAGAUUCCCUGCAUCUGGGACAACCAUGAACAGGCCUCCGAGACGACGUCUUGCCUUCAGGACUCAUCGAGCAAGGCUACAUUCGACUUCGAGCAUGCAGCCCAUAUUGCACUCUGAUCCCGACGAUGGACAUAGGUCAAGUUGGGAUGCAGAGGCACUUGUCUCAACCAAUCCCCGCACCCUCGAAGCCUCCACCAUUGGAGAGAAGUCAUCGCCUACCACGCCUCCGAUGCCCACCAGCCUCCCCCCACGCCGGUACUCGCCUUCGAGAUCCACCAUGCGACGGCUUUUGUUCUUUAACGCGGCUCUGGCCCUCGUGUGGUGUAUCCUUGCGCCAUGGCUAUCCAUUGUCGAAGGCAAUCUACGACACGAAGAUUGGGUUCGGCCUAAAAGUUGGAUUGUCAACUCCAACCUUCGUGUGGUAUUCGCCUACACCUGCUUCGCUCUCUGUGCCCUUUCGGGGCUCCUACGUCUUGUACAGAGUAGGAAGGAGUGGCAAAGGAGGAGAGAGGACGGGAAUGAUAUGGAGGCGUUGGGAAAUGGGGCGUGGAAGCGACAUUCCAUUCAGUUUGACAUGCGUACCCUCGCUGGGCCCUAUCGCACGUUCCUUCAGACCAUAGCAUUUUCUCCUUCCGGAUCCUAA
This is a messenger RNA of Coprinopsis cinerea okayama7#130, 1224 nucleotides long. RefSeq lists its product as hypothetical. The record is from RefSeq and is a predicted model, not a curated record. The coding region runs from base 1 to 1224 and encodes 407 amino acids. The transcript has 2 exons. NCBI's taxonomy places the organism in Eukaryota, Fungi, Basidiomycota, Agaricomycetes, Agaricales, Psathyrellaceae.